AUGUCAUUCAACGCUGGUACACUGAACAUUUUGCACUUAUUCAAAAUAAAAUCCAUUAUGUACUUCCUUAAGUAUUUCAUUGUUGUACUGGUAGCCCUGUCAUUGAUGAUUUGCAGUGGACAGGCUGAUCCGAAAAUUCCUGUCAAAAGUCUGAAGAAGGGUGGGAAAGUUAUUGCCAAAGGCUUUAAAGUUCUCACCGCAGCGGGAACAGCCCAUGAAGUCUAUAGCCACGUGCGUAACCGUGGGAAUCAAGGUUAAUUACAAACUACCUUAGAAACAACAUAAACUUACAAAUCAAUAAUGUUUUUUUUUGUUUUUAAAUAAAUAUUAUAAAGGUAUCA
Bombyx mandarina (wild silkworm) is the source of this 341-nucleotide messenger RNA. RefSeq lists its product as uncharacterized. NCBI's taxonomy places the organism in Eukaryota, Metazoa, Arthropoda, Insecta, Lepidoptera, Bombycidae. The record is from RefSeq and is a predicted model, not a curated record.